AUGGAGAACGGUCAUGAGAUCGGUACCCAACAUGCAACGAAGGGAGACCGCGACACCGGUCAAGAAGGGCUACGUGACAGAUCAUCUCUACCAAAGGCUGAGCCGACUGACCGACUGUUGAAAUUGGGCCAGCCGGAAGAGACGAAGGAGCCUAAAGAAGAAAUAAUGCUAAAUACUGAAGACGUCGAGAUUGCAGAAAUACCAGUUUAUCACCACGAGAGCGGAGAUUUGUUUGCGGAAGAUAUCGAGCAGCAUAUGGCCGUGCUUCCAGAGAUGUCGGCGACUAGGGAAGAAGUUACGAUUGAGGACAUUCAGAUCGGUGAUCCCGAUGUGCCUCUCACCACAGAUCAACAACGGCUCAGAUCGCUGAUCUGGAAGAGCCGUCACCUCCUCAUGGGUAAAGGUAAUGCUCUACCACCAGCAGCACGAGGCGCGAUCUGUGAUAUUGAUGUCGGUGGGGCAGCACCGAUAGUGCAAAGAGUGCGUCCGGUCGCACCCAAAUAUCGGGAGAAGCUGUCAGAUCUCAUCAAAGGACUAUUAGCAGCCAAAAUCGUUCAGCCAUCUAAGUCACCUUGGGCGUCUCGGAUAGUGGUGAUCAUCAAGAAGAACGGAGUGGAUAUUCGCCUUUGCAUUGAUUAUCGAAGAGUUAACCAGCUGACGCGUCUGAUGGUUUAUCCCAUGCCGUUGAUCAGCGACCUGUUGGAAGAUCUGGAUAAAGCUCUAUGGUACUGUUCGCUAGACAUGGCUAGUGGAUUUUGGGUCGUCGAAAUGACUGAACGAGCAAAACUGAUCUCAGCGUUUGUCACACCGUUUGGCUUGUUCGAGUGGCUGCGAAUGCCUUUUGGGCUUAAGAACGCGCCCCAGAUCUACCAACGUCUGGUGGACAAUGCGUUGUAUGGAUAUCUCAAGAUCGGCCAGAGAUCAGCUUCUGAUGGCCUGACCGACGUGUUCAAAGAUGGAGAACCUGAGACAGAUCGACGACCGUCUAUACUGGGACGCCGAUCUUACAUUGACGAUAUUCUCAUACCAGCCACGUCAUGGGGAUCUUUGUACACAAAAGUAGAACGGUUGCUGGAGGCAUGUGAUAAGUGGAAUCUGUCUAUCAGCCUCACGAAGAGCUUUUGGGGGUGCCGUAAGGUCGAUUAUUUGGGACAUCGAGUGUCGAUGGAUGGUCUGGAGGCUCAGCCCAAGAACCUAGAGUCGUUGGUUAACAUCCCGUUUCCUAGCACGCUACGAGCUAUGCAAUCCUUUCUCGGGAGCUUGAACUACUACCGUCGCUUCAUUGAGGAUUUCGCGGUGUAUGCCGCGGUGUUGUAUGAGUUAAGAGAAUCGGAUUUCUUCUAG
Messenger RNA from Peronospora matthiolae, 1344 nucleotides. The record is from the annotation of a GenBank genome assembly. NCBI's taxonomy places the organism in Eukaryota, Oomycota, Peronosporomycetes, Peronosporales, Peronosporaceae.